Molecule: messenger RNA, 1385 nt
Organism: Truncatella angustata
Lineage: Eukaryota; Fungi; Ascomycota; Sordariomycetes; Amphisphaeriales; Sporocadaceae
Product: 3-ketoacyl-reductase
Exons: 1
Coding region: 82-903 (273 amino acids)
Molecular function (GO): oxidoreductase activity, acting on the CH-OH group of donors, NAD or NADP as acceptor
Source: RefSeq, a predicted model, not a curated record
AGUGGAGCGGAUCGCUAUCAACGCGUAGGCAGGAGUGUGGGAGGUCGUCGAGCGCAUUGAUGUUUACAGAGGUAUCCCCGCAUGCGACAGGACAUCUUGAACUUGGAAGUGUCUUGUCCUUUAGCAAUUGAACCGAUCAUGUCGAAGCUAUCGGAUCAGGUCGUGCUCGUGACUGGCUCAAGCCGAGGUCUUGGUCUGGCUACAGCCCGUGCUUUCCAGGCAGAAGGCGCUCGAGUUGUGCUCAAUUGUCGCGGGAAGGACUCGCUCCCGAAAACGGAGGCAAUCGCAAAAGAGCUUGGCGGCAUCGCGAUUGCAGCCGACGUCACGGACAAAGAGCAAGUGGCUGCACUGUUUGACCAGGCCGCAUCACAUUUCGGGCAGCCCAUAAGCGUCGUGGUCAACAACGCCCUGGCAGACUACCAGUUCAAUGGCGAUGGCAGGAAAAAGUUGGACUCAAUUGAGUGGGAAGAUUUCGACAAGCAGAUUCGAGUCGCCGUGCAAGGGGCCCUGAACACUACGAAGGCCGCUAUAUCUGGUUUCGAGAAGCUCGGCCGCGGUCGCAUCAUCAACAUCGGCAGUAAUCUGGUGCAGAACCCAGUGGUGCCAUACCAGGAUUACUGCGCAGCCAAGGGUGCGCUCCUGGCUUUCACUCGUUCGAUGGCAGCGGAGCUCGGCCCCAAGAAUAUCACAGUCAAUUUAGUGGCUGGAGGUUUACUAAAGGGAACUGAUGCUAGCAGCGCCACGCCAAAAGCAGUGUUCGACCAGAUCGCCGCCGUAACACCUCUACGAAAGGUUACAAGUACGCAUGAUCUGGCUGGCGCGGUCUUAUUCUUCGCAAGUCCUUGGGCGAGUGCAAUCACUGGCCAGCAAGUCAUUGUGGACGGCGGUCUUGUCAUGUCCUAGAACCGGAAUGCCGCAGGUUUCAGGUGAAGAGUUGUGAAUUUCUACCUCGAAGAUGUUUCAUGGAGUACUGAGGGCGUAAAGUGCCAUCAUGCACUACUUAAUCGCACAAGGGAGCGAGGAAAUGUGCACUGGUAGUGGCUCUUAAAAUGACGAAAAGAAUUCCAUUGGGUAUUCCAAAACUAAUCAAUAUACCGAAGGAUAUGUUGAUUGCAAACCCUCUACUUCGUACCAUAUAAGGCCUCAAGCGUUCGAGGUGGCUAGCUUAAGCCUCAAGCGCAAGGACAUACCACGCCGAAAAUUGGUUGGUAUUUUGCGCAUGAGGCGGUACUGCCAACCUGUUUGGAACGGUGGUCCAAGCUCUUAGAACUCUGAAGACGUAGGAUCGAUCAUGCGGAUGCUGCAAGAUUCCGAAGUAGUGUUGUACCUAUGCCGGGCUCAGCAGGCCAAAACCACCCCCGAAAGAAUUCUCUGCGCCGUUUCUG